AUGAAUAAUCAAUAUCAAUCUCAGCAGCAACCAAUGGGGUUCAAUCCUCAACAAACGGGGUAUGCUGGUGGAUUUGGUCAACAGCCUCAACAACAACAGUUUCAACAAACAGGGUUUUACCAGCCUCCUUUACAAACUCAAUCGACGGGUUUCUAUCCCCAGGCUACCCAAUACAAUUCAUUUCAACAACCACCAAUAAGUUAUGGUGCUGCACCUCAAUUACAACCUCAACAAACUGGUUUCAUUGCAACCCAGCCUACCGGAUUUGGAAGUUCUGCUCCUACUGUUCUUGAAAAUAGUGAAUUGAAGAUUCCAAGUAUAAGAUUGUCAUUUAUUACAGCUGAUGAUCAAAAGAAGUUUGAACAUCUCUUCAGAGCUGCUGUUCCAAAAGGUGAACAAGCCAUUUCAGGUGGAGAUGCAAGUAGUAUUUUAUUGAGAUCAGGCUUACCUCCAGUAACAUUAGCGGAAAUAUGGUCUCUUUCAGAUACUAAUAAGACAGGUUCUUUACUUUUCCCUGAAUUUGCUUUAAGUUUACAUUUAUGUAAUAUGGCUAAAAGAGGUGAUAAUUUACCUUCAUUUCUUCCUGAAAAAUGGUCCAAUGAAGUAAAGAGUUUCGUUGAUGCCAUUAAUUUUACCGUUCCUGAAGAUCCUUCAAAGAUUUUAGCAAAUACUCCGUUCGCCGGUUAUGCUCCACCAGGUCCCAAUGAUUGGAUGAGUUCAGUUGCACCUCCAACCACUUCAUUUCAACCACAAGCUACUGGUUUUGGCGCUGGUGGCUUGACAGCUCAAAGAACUGGUUCACUUCCAUCAACUUCAUUUGGGGUUUCACCUUUGGUAUCACAAAGAACUGGUGGUGGUACUUUGAUUCCAUUACAACCUCAACAAACCACAGGACUUAUUCCAACACAAAAGACAGGAUCAUUGAUGGGUCAAUCAACUAGUUUUCAAGGAUCUAAUUUGCAAUCAACCGGUUUUCAAAAUCAAUUUCAGCAACCUCCUAGUUUACAAGCUCAAGUCACAGGCUUUCAAAGUAAUCCUUUAAAUUCACAAAGAACAGGUCCGUUACAAUCACAAAGUACUGGUUACCAAUCUCAACCUCCUGCCACUGGUUUUCAAUAUCAACCAACAGGUCCUUUGGUUGCUCAACCUACUGGUAAACCGGGUGAAUGGGGAUUUGUGUCUAUGCCUACGGGUGGUAUUCCAGGUUUGAAUGCCAUGGAGCAACAUUUCUUACCUGACGCUCUGUUGUCAUCCAAUAAUUUACAGAAUGUUAUGGGUGGUACAUUGAAGUCAAAUGUUACAUGGGCUAUCACCAAGCAAGAAAAGCUGAUUUAUGAUGGAAUUUUCCAAGCUUGGGAUCAAUCUAGAAAAGGUUAUGUUGAAGGUGGUGUUGCAUUAGAUAUUUUCAGUAAAUCAGGAUUAAGUAGAUCUGAUCUUGAAAGUAUCUGGAAUUUAUCUGAUACUAGUGAUAGAGGGAAAUUAAAUAAAGAUGAAUUCGCAGUUGCAAUGCAUUUAGUUUAUAGACGUUUGAAUGGAUUUGAUCUUCCUUUAAGACUCCCACCUGAAUUAGUUCCUCCUUCAAAUAAAUUAUUACAAGACUCCAUGGAUACUCUUAAGAAUUCUUUAAGAGGUGGAACUGCAUCCAAAGCCAGUACUUCAACACAAUCUAAACAAGUUAAAUCUGAUGCUUCGAGAUAUAAAAAUGAUGAUAGCGAUUUUGGAUAUGUUUCAAAUUCUCGUCAUAGAAGAAGGAAUACUUAUGAAGAUGAAGAGCCAAAAAGCAGUGUAAAAUCAUCAUCAGAUUCAGACUUGUCCAUUCAAGAGUUGAAAAAACUUAUUCGUGAAAAGAAGAUAUUAUUAGCUGCAGUUGAUGCAGAAGAUCAAGAUCUGAACAUUUCUAGACAGAGAGAAGAUUCAAGUAAUUUACAAGCUAUUGAAAAUUUGAAAUAUCAAAUUAAGGAAUCUCAAGAAAAGUUAGUUAGCCGAGGUAUUGCCAAUGAUUCACAUGAUUCUCAAAAAAGUUUAUUAGACAAGCUUAACAAUUUGACUCGUGAUAAAGUUCCUGUUCUCAUUACUAAUAUUCAUAAAGUAAAUCAAGAUAUUGCUAACUCUAAGAUUGAAUUGUUCAAAUUGAAAUUGUCAAAAUCAAAUCCAGGAUGGCGUCCUGGUAAUGAUGAAUCAUCUAUAGUUGGAUCAGGUCCAAACGGUGAAGUUACUGAUUUAGAUAGAAAGAAGUUCCACUCUAAGCAACUCUUACAACAACGUAUUGCUGCAUUGACAGGUAAGUCUUCCAAUUCAGGAUCUAAUUCUGAUUUAGACAUCCAAUUAAAACAAGAAAAUGAUAAAGCAAAGCUUGAAAGUGAGAAUCAAACUUCUAUGAUCAAGGAUAUUGAAGGAAGUAUCAAAGAAUUAGAACAAGAGUGUGCAGUGCAUCUUCAAACAACUAGCAAGGAAGACAUUGGGUCAGAUAAAUGGGAAAAGGGAGCCGGAGUUUCAUCACAAGUUGCAAGCUUUAUAAGAGAUUUAGCCAGUGUUGGAGCUACUAACAACAAUAAUAAUACCAAUGGUGGAUCAUCAGCAUAUGCAAAGCAAGCAGCCACUGCUCCUAAGAGUGAAAGCGUUCCAACAUCUUCUGCUGGUUCUGCUCCAGGAAAAUAUUCUUCAGCUGAAGAAAGAACUGCCUAUAUCAAAGCUCAAGCUGAAAAGAGAAUGAAUGAAAGAUUAGCUAAACUUGGAAUUUCUAGACUGAAAGGUACAACUGUAUUGCCACAAGUUAAUUCAACUCCAGAAGUUGCUCCUAAGCCUGUCAACAAUGUCCCGGAAGUUAAAGCUAUUCCAAAAGCACCAGAAGUUCAAGCUAAAGCUGUCGAACCUCCAGUAUCCAAUAAUGUUCAAGCAGAAGACUCAUCUGAUGAUGAAGAUGAUUCUGAAUAUGCAGCUUUGUUAAAACAAAAACAAGAGAUGGAAGCUCGUGAAAAAGAACGUAAACUUAAAAAGAAACAAUUAAAAGAAGAACGUCUUGCCAAAAUAAAAAAGGAGAUGGCCGCUUUUGAAAGCAAGGAUGAUGAUAAAGAUUCAGACGAAGAGCCAGUUGUAUCAGUCCCAACUUAUGGUCCAGGAUAUCAACUGAAGGCAGUUAAUAAGGUAGAGGAACCGGUUGCACCAGCUAAGGUCGAAGCUGCCCCAGCCAGUUCAACAACGAAAUCACACGAUAGUAAUCCUUUUGCUAAGAUGAAUACUCCUGCUUCAAAUUCUAAUCCGUUCUUUAAGCCUGCUGCUAAAGUUGAUCCAUUAGAUGCAAAGGAAGCAGAAAAGCAAAGAGCUUCACAAAGAGGCUUGUCUGCAAAUGAUUGGAGUGAUGAAGAUGAUUCUGAUAGUGAAGAUGAAGCACCAAAUAGAGCUGGUGCAGCUCAAUUAGCUAGUCUUUUGUUUGGUGGAAUGUCUCAACCUGUAACAAAGUCAAGUACAAGUACUCCUAGGGAAGAAGUUUCUAGUUUUGACAUACCACCUACCACUGAAGCUCCAAAGCAACCUUCAACUAAUGGUGAGAGUACUUCAGCUGCGGUUAUACCACCGGUUCCAGAAGUUCCAGUUUUAUCUCAAGAAGCUCCUACUUUACCAACCGAUGUACCACCUCCUCCUCCAUCAGGAUUUGCACCACCACCUCCACCACCACCACCUCCUCCAACUGAUUUUGCACCACCGCCGCCACCACAAGCUGGUUUUGCACCACCGCCGCCACCACCAACCGAAGCACCACCAGUUCCAGGUGGAGCACCACCUCCACCUCCACCUCCACCACCAUCUGGAUUUGCUCCUCCAAUUCCUAAUGGUGCUCCACCUCCACCGCCACCGCCACCACCACCUCCCGCAUUAACUGCUGCUCCAACUGGAGGAGCUCCUAACAUUUCAGCUCUUCUUGGACAAAUAACAGGUGGUAAAUCAUUAAAGAGAGUGGACCCAAGUGAGCAAAGAAUUGUUGAAGGUCUUAGUGGUAGAGUUGUAUAA
Scheffersomyces coipomensis is the source of this 4008-nucleotide messenger RNA. RefSeq names its product Pan1p (gene PAN1). The record is from RefSeq and is a predicted model, not a curated record. Gene Ontology annotation, molecular function: actin binding; calcium ion binding. NCBI's taxonomy places the organism in Eukaryota, Fungi, Ascomycota, Pichiomycetes, Serinales, Debaryomycetaceae. Gene Ontology annotation, biological process: endosomal transport; actin cortical patch assembly; endocytosis. The transcript has 2 exons. Gene Ontology annotation, cellular component: plasma membrane; cytoplasm; actin cortical patch. The coding region runs from base 1 to 4008 and encodes 1335 amino acids.